CGCCCACCGCUGGCGUUAUGCACAGAGGAGCUACAAGAUGGCGCAGGCAAUAUUUGAGGUUCUGGAAGGCAUGGACAAUCAGACGGUGCUCAGUGUCCAGUCACUGUUGGACGCUCAGGGUGGUGUUUUGGAUCCAGGAACACAGAAUGUCUCAGGAACAACCAUCCAGCCAAUGGACGAUGACGAUGUCUUUCUGUGUGGGAAAUGUAAGAAGCAGUUCAACUCUUUGCCGGCGUUCAUGAGUCACAAGCGUGAACAGUGUCAGUCCAACACGCCGUCACUGGCCACCGUCUCUCUGGCCUCCAACAACCCCUACACCUCCGUCCCGUGCAUCAGCGCCGCUAACAGACAGGUAUCAACGUACAUCACCGUGCCGCAGUCGCCGCUCACACACACGCUGGUCCAGGGGAACGUGUUGGUCAGCGAUGAGGUUCUGAUGUCGGCCAUAUCAGCGUUCAGUUCUCUGGAUCAGCCGAUGGCAGCCAUGCAGAGUAAUCUCAGCAUGCAUGCGGCAACCUCAUACCUCCAGCACCAUCAGCAACCUCUACAGCCCCUCCCUCCGACACAGGCCACGCCCCUGUCCUCACAGGUGCCCUCCAGCAACAGUAAUUCAGUGGUGCAGGUGUACAGCACACUGCCCCCUAUGGCCGGAGCCGGUAUUGCAGAAGUGCCUACACUGGGGCUUCAGUCGUUUCAGUCCAUUCAGGUUCCCAGCCAGUGUGUGGAGGGCCAGGUGUUCAGCGCCAAGUUAAAAAACUCUUAUUUUAUUCCAGCAGGGCAAACUAAAGGAAAAGCCCAGAAGCUCAAGUGCAAUUACUGUGAAAAAGUGUUUACCAAGAACUUUGACCUCCAGCAGCAUAUUAGAAGUCACACGGGUGAAAAGCCCUUUCAGUGUAUCGUGUGCGGCCGUGCCUUCGCUCAGAAGUCCAACGUGAAGAAACACAUGCAGACGCACAAGGUCUGGCCCGCUGGAGUUCACAGCACCGCCUCCAGGAUGCCCAUCACUGUACGCGUGCUUCCUCUUAAUAGUGACGAAAACUCACAACAGACGGAGGAAGACGGACAAGAGCAAGCCAUUGAGGAGCAGGACGCUGAGGUCCAGGAGAUACAGGGUUCAGCGGAGGGGAAACAGAGCAGCGGGACGAACCAGAACAAGCAGAUCAUCCUCAUCGACAGCUCGUAUCAGUGCCAGUUCUGCUCGGUCAAAUUCAGCACCUACUUCCAGCUGAAGUCUCACAUGACACAGCACAAGAACGAACAGGUGUACCGCUGUGUGGUGAAGAGCUGCUCUCAGACGUUUCAGAAGCUGGAUCAAUUUCUGGAGCACAUCCACACACACCAGGAGCAGCUGACGUACCGCUGUCACCAGUGCAGUAAAGUCUUCCCGUCGCUCUUCGAGCUCGGCCUUCACCAGUACUCACACAGCUUCUGUCCACAGCAGAACCAGUGCAAAGAGACCAGCUACUACAGAUGUAUGAAGUGUCAGAGUAAAUAUUCCACACAGGAAGCUCUGGAACAACAUCUGCUGAACGCCACACACAACUACCCCUGUCCUCACUGCCAGAAGGUGUUUCCAUGUGAGCGGUAUUUCCGCAGGCAUCUCUCCACUCACGGUGUCGGCGGCAAAUUCAAAUGUCAGAUCUGUAAAAAAUUCUUCAAAACCGAGCACUACCUCAAACUACACACAAAGAUCCACUCAGGAGAGAAGCCGUAUAAAUGCUCCGUCUGUGAGGCCACGUUCAACAGGAAGGACAAAGUAAAGAGACACAUGCUGAUCCACGAACCCUUCAAGAAGUACAAGUGUCCCUUCAGGACUCAUGUGGGCUGCACCAAAGAGUUCAACAGACCCGACAAACUCAAAGCCCAUAUUCUCUCGCAUUCAGGUAUAAAGCCGUAUAAGUGUCAGUUCUGUCAGAAGUCGUUCAGUCGUCGCGCUCACAUGCUGGAGCAUCAGCGCUCGCACACCGACAACUACCGCUUCCGCUGCGCCGCCUGCAACAAGGGCUUCACCCGCCAGAAAUACUACAGCGAUCACAAGUGUCCGCUGGCGGGGGCCGCGCAGGGUGCAGACGGGACGCCGGGACGGGACAACAGCGGCCAGGACACAGGGGACGGAUCUCCAGCCGCGGAGCCUGAUGAACGUGGAGAAACCGAAGAGGAGGGCGAGGAUAAUGACGGCCAGACGCAGCAGGAUGAAGAACGUGAGCAAAUGAGAGAAGAGGAAGAGAGGAGCGAGACGAGACUGGAUCACAUGCAGGAAGACGACGGCGCCGACAGACUGCUCUCUGAACCCAUGUGCUUCCAGACGAGCGACUGAUCGACACGCUGCUUGUGCAUUUUCCAAACUUGCAUCACGUUGUUUACAAAUCGCAUCGGCUUUCAUAGUCGUCUUUAAAAGCAUAAAUUAUGUUUUCUAUCAUUUAAGGGUUCAGAUCCCUGUUGCUGAUCUUUAAUAUUUGAUUUGUUUUAUAUUAAAACAGUAUUGCAAGCUGAUUUCUUAUUUCUCACAUUUGUUGAAAUGAACUUAGACUGUAACCUAAUCGAUACAGUUUUAAAUAAAU
Molecule: messenger RNA, 2561 nt
Organism: Sinocyclocheilus anshuiensis
Lineage: Eukaryota; Metazoa; Chordata; Actinopteri; Cypriniformes; Cyprinidae
Product: zinc finger protein 341-like
Exons: 16
Coding region: 38-2317 (759 amino acids)
Biological process (GO): regulation of DNA-templated transcription
Molecular function (GO): RNA polymerase II cis-regulatory region sequence-specific DNA binding; DNA-binding transcription factor activity, RNA polymerase II-specific
Source: RefSeq, a predicted model, not a curated record